AUGAUUCAGGGGAUAUUUUACGCCCGCUUCUUCCCUCAAGAAGGGACCAAGAUCGUGUCUCAAAGUCCUCCAGGCUGCAUCGUGCCCACCGGGACUAGCAUCACCAAACCGCCUCUGUUCGACUUCAACGUAUUGCAGGAGUACAUCAUCCCACGCCAGGCCUUCUGCAACCGCUACAUUACCGUCGCCGACCCAGACGGCAAAUACUUCGUGCUCGGAUUCCCUGUCUCCAUCCCCAGUCCGCGAUACGAUCGUAACGAGUUCAUCUUCAACUUUGGUCUCGUCGUCGAGAAUGAGAUCGAUCAAGUCCCCUACGAACGCGUGGUCCGGCGGCUGGCCGUGACGUUUGCCGAAAUGGAGAAGCAAAGCGGUUUUCUCAGCCAAGAAGUCGACGCCACCAAUGCCCGCCGGCCCAUUGGGUCGCUGUUAGAGAUUAUCAAGGAAGAUCUCAACAACUACGGCGAGUGCAUGAUUCCUGUCGAUGAUGCAAACACGAUUAACAUGAAACUCUUCCCGCAUCACCCUACACCCCCCGAGGUCAAGGGCUGGCAUGUGCCGGUCCCCAAAAUGAAGUUUGCCGACAUCGUCGACCCGACCUGGGACCUAACGCUACAACGUGUCAUUAAGCACCUUGACGGCGUCUCCGAUGUGCGGCGCAUCGCCUUUCUCGCCGACGUCUCUCUCGAGCUGGCCCAACUUGCCCUGCGCCAUCUGCUCUAUUACGACACGAUCCUGUUGCUGGAUAUGUUCUUCUUUGGGGCUUGCUACGCGCCGCGGCCGGGGAUCCAUGACUUUGUCGCCAAUGUUGGUGGCAUCGUGGACGAAUGCGCCAACUAUGUUUGUGUUGGUGCUAGUGGUAGCAGUGGUGGGAAUGGCAACGACAACGGUAGUGUUAGUGGAAGCAGCAGCGGUGGCGGCCAUGUGAGGAACGGUGAUGGGGACGAUGAUGAUGAUGACGAUGGCAAUGGUGGAAGCGGGCGUGCAGGCGAAGGAGGACCUGAUCAUGCAAGCAACGGCAACGUCACAACUACCACGCACGGCCACCGCGUGCCCAACUACAUGCUCAUCAAGCUCAUGACCACCUUUUGUGUGAGCAAGACCGUCAUGGAGUGGCUCAAGGGCCACAUGGACGGCGGGCUCGACGUGCUGCGGUUUGUCGAUGUGCGUCGGCUGGUUCAAUUCGGCGUGAUCAAGGGUUGCCUGUACCGCGUGCACAAGCACGUCGUGUCCAAACAGUACCUGGCGGCGCUGGCUACAGGCCAAGCGCGGCCGGUAGCGGGCGGUGAUCCGCUCCAAAAGUACACGGACGGGUGCCACACAUUUGACCAGAUUAUCACGGAACAGAACCUGACGGAUGCGGAGAUUAUGGACAAACUCAAAAGCUUUCCCUCCGCGCCCGCGGGAGAUUUGACGGUCCUGUACCGGUGA
This is a messenger RNA of Dichotomopilus funicola, 1428 nucleotides long. Its product is annotated as nitrogen permease regulator 2. Lineage: Eukaryota; Fungi; Ascomycota; Sordariomycetes; Sordariales; Chaetomiaceae. The transcript is spliced from 3 exons. Gene Ontology annotation, molecular function: GTPase activator activity. Gene Ontology annotation, cellular component: vacuolar membrane; GATOR1 complex. Gene Ontology annotation, biological process: positive regulation of autophagy; negative regulation of TORC1 signaling. The coding region runs from base 1 to 1428 and encodes 475 amino acids. The record is from RefSeq and is a predicted model, not a curated record.